AUGGCUCCUACGGGCGCCCUCCGGCACCUCAGCCUAGCACUGGGCGCAGCGGUGGCCGCCUUGGGAUCACUCCUUUUCAUAGCCUUGAAAAUCUAUUUUCGAGACGUCAACGACAGCAGCGUCGGCUGGAGAGGGCGCUGGGAGCAGCAGCUGGCUGUGGAGCUAGGGCGCAAAACCCCGAAAGGGGACGACGAGCACUGGAAACAAGUUUUGGUUCUAGGCUUGGAUGGUGCUGGAAAGAGCAGCAUUCUCCACUAUGUCUCCAGUACAGAAGCCAAAAGGUGCAUAUCUCCCACUGAGGGCUUCAAUUCUGUGCAACUUCAGGAUAGUGGCCUGCAGGUGGACCUUCUGGAAGUUGGUGGCAGCCAGAAUCUACGUUCCUACUGGAAUCACUUCCUGAGCAAAGCCCACAUUUUGGUGUUUGUUGUAGAUGCUGCAGAUAGUCCACGCCUUCCUGCUGCCCGGCAGGAGCUGCACUGUCUGCUAGCUGAGGAUUCUCAGUUGCCUUUAAUUGUGCUGGCCAACAAACAGGACAAGGAGGAUGCGCUGAGUGUAGCAGAAUUACAGAAGGAGUUGGCCUUGCACACCUUGAAUAACCAGAGGGAAUUCUUUCUCCUGCCUACAAGUGCUACUUAUGCAGGCCUGGGCACAGCAAACAGUGUUCUCCACCUGAAGAAUCUGCUGAUCAAACUUCUUGCACAGAUCUGAAAAUUCUUGGACCUCGCCAAGAUAUUCAAGCCAGGUGGACAUCCAGGACUUUACUUCUCGCAGCAGCUACCCGAGAUAUUUUAUCUGUACAGCUGAGGAGCAGACAGGCUGAGUCCUCCACAGACUCCUCUUUAGGCAUUUCCUAAUUUUCCCCCCCUGAUAAGUGAGCCCCCACUGCCAUUCUGUCUUUGGAAACAGGGUAGAAAAUAUAAACAGAAACAAAGGGCCCUGUUCAUGCUGACAACA
Gekko japonicus is the source of this 954-nucleotide messenger RNA. It is a transcript of the gene ARL10, whose product is annotated as ADP ribosylation factor like GTPase 10. Gene Ontology annotation, molecular function: GTPase activity; GTP binding. Lineage: Eukaryota; Metazoa; Chordata; Lepidosauria; Squamata; Gekkonidae. The record is from RefSeq and is a predicted model, not a curated record. The coding region runs from base 1 to 708 and encodes 235 amino acids. The transcript has 5 exons.